Molecule: messenger RNA, 4342 nt
Organism: Oryzias melastigma (Indian medaka)
Lineage: Eukaryota; Metazoa; Chordata; Actinopteri; Beloniformes; Adrianichthyidae
Gene: nbr1a
Product: NBR1 autophagy cargo receptor a
Exons: 22
Coding region: 287-3397 (1036 amino acids)
Biological process (GO): macroautophagy
Cellular component (GO): phagophore assembly site
Molecular function (GO): ubiquitin binding
Source: RefSeq, a predicted model, not a curated record
UUUCAAGGGGUUUGGUAAAUUUUUUUUAUUAUUUUUUUAUAGUUGGGUAAUUAUUUCUAUAAAUAAUAUAUAACAGUAACAACAAUAUAAAUAAAAAAUAAUAAAAUAAAAACAUAAUUUGAAAAAAUCGUCUACGGAAGCGUUGUCCUCAGUGCGCCUGCGCAACACGUCAUUGUAUUUUUCUCGACGCAGCUGACGAUGUAAACAAGACAUUCGAGGGCAGCGGGGAUCAAACAGGCCGGUGUCACCUCAGAUGUUACCUCAGAAAUAACCGCACACAGCCGCCAUGGGACUCCCCGUUACGAUUAAAGUCAACUUCCGGGGGAACGUGAAGCGGUUUCUGGCUCAAGAUCUGGACAAACUGGAGUGGGAGUCCGUGGAAACCUGGAUUAAAGCUUCAUUUGGAAUCAACCACUUUCAAGUAAAAUACUUUGAUGAAGAUAAUGAAGAGAUUUGUAUCAACAGUCAAGAUGAAUAUGAGGAAGCCAUCAAGAGUGCAGAGAAGCAGGGGAACCAGUUGCACAUGAACGUGUAUAAGAUGAAAGGACAGGCCUGCGGGGGCCCGCUGAAGACGGAGGUGAAGGAGCUGAAAGGGGAGCUGCGGCCGGCGCCACCGUAUCCCUCCAGGGUCAAGACGGUGGACAAAGGCACUCAGGUUACACCGGAGCGAGAAAAUGUAAUCGUGAAGGACAGUAAAGAGAGUAAACCUGAAGAUGAGCCCCCUCCCAUGUGGUUCCGGUCCUACAUGGAGAAGUUUAAGGAUGAGGUCGUAAGGGAAGUGGUGGAAAGGAUGUGCAGCGACUUCUCGGGACAAUGCUGCACCCACAAAUCAUCAGACGUCCUCCAGGAGGCCAGUGGGGCCAGUGGGGGCGUCAUGGGACCCAAACCCGGCCCCUCCACCUCCAAUGGAUCUCUGGGCUACACCCCGAACUGCAGCAGCUGCAACAAACCCACGUCUGAAGGAGCCUACAAGUGCAGAGUGUGCCCCUCCUGCAUCCUCUGUGAGGUGUGCAGACAUGACCACGACCCCAGCCACAGUCUCAUGAGGACCAAGACGCCUCUCUCCAUCCCCGAGCACGGCCCGUCAGGAGAGUUGAGGUUCCCGAGGCGAGGAGACAGGACUGUGCGCAAAGCUGAGCGGCAGCGCCUCAAAGCUGAAAGGAGGCAGCUGAGAGCAGAAGUGAAGGAAAUCAAGAAGAAACUGAGACUGGAGAAGCGGGGGCUGCAGUGGAGCGGACCCCCCACCUCAGCCCGAGCCAACCUGACAAACACGGCCUCGGCGUCCACACAGGUCCCCGCUUCGCCCCCUCCCGCUGCCUCAGAAACAGCCUCAGGUCCGGCCACAGUCCACGGCCCCAUCCCAGCCCUGGCCCCUGACCCCCAGGCCUCCAGUCCAGAGGGUCCCGGGGCCUCGCACACGUCCUUGGUGCCCACUAUGGCCGCCUUGUUUCUGGAUGAAAAUCUGCCUGACGGCACCCGUCUGGAGCCCGGUACCAAGUUCAUCAAAUACUGGAAGAUGAAGAACUCUGGCACUAUCAGCUGGACGCCAGAGACUAAGCUGGUGUUCAUGUGGGGGAACCUGGGCUUGGCGUCGGAGGACAGAAGGGAGGUGCCCGUGCCCCUUCUGCUGCCCGGACAAGUGGGCGUGGUCAGUGUGGCCUUCGUGGCUCCGGUCAUGGAGGGGAUGUACACCUCCCACUGGCGGCUGGCGCACUGCGGCUGCCAGUUCGGCCCGCGGGUCUGGUGCAGCAUCGUGGUGGACUCCGGCAGCGGACGCAGCGCGCUCUGGCAGCAAAGCAAACCGCCGAGAGAAGAGGUGAAGGCGGCGGUAAGGUCUAAGGACGGCGUCUUUGGCCUGCCUGUCGAUCUCCCCCAUGAAGACUUCUACUUCCCUUCAGUCGACCUGCUGACUGCACAGGAUCUGCUGUCAUUUGAACUACUGGACAUAAACAUUGUGCAGGAGUUGGAGAAAGUUCCCAACAACACUCCUGUGGAUCUUACACCCUGCAUAUCCCCUCUUCCCCAUGAUGCACUGCUGUUUGAGAAGUCCAUCAUGUCGCAGAUGAAAGCAGAAGCGGAGGCCGCCAGAGCCAGAAGAUCUCCUGAAGGUAAAAUGAAGCCGCAGGAGGUGUCAGAGUCCACGACCCAGGAGGAGGAGAAGGAGGAGGAGAUCAGUGGAGCUCAGUUCCUGUGCGAGACGAUCAUCCGCUCCCUGACGUUAGAAGAAGCUCCUGACCACAGGCCGCUGCGCCGCGCACAGCACGGGAGACACAAAACGCUGGCUGUGUCCAAAAGCUUCCAGAGUGUCGCUGAGACUGAGAAAGAGCUGGAGGCGAGCGAGGAGGUGGAGGUCUCACCUCUGCCUGUGACCACAGGACUCCAUGACAUCACCCCGAAGGAGCAGGAGACCGGACAAGCUCCUUUGCCUGAGUCAGAGGCUGAAAACCUGCACGUCAGCCCUCCUUGCGACGGCGAGGACAAAGGUGCUUUGCAUGCCAAUCAAAGCAUGAGAGGAAGUCAGGAAGAGGGCGGAGCCAGAGAGGACUGGGAUGAGGUCAGCAGCCAGACGUCUUCGGUCUCCUCCGGUGACGAUUACAUCAUCGUCCUCCCGGAUUGUUUCGACACCAGCCGACCUCUGGGGGAGUCCAUGUACAGCUCGGCCAUGUCUCAGCCGGACGCCAUCGCCGCGCUGACCGUGACCCGCGAGGAGGAGGAAGCGUGCGAGGGCUGCGACUUUGAGCCGUGCAGGGAGGCGGCGCAGACGGAGAGGUCAGAGGACACGGAGGAGUUGCCAAGCAACGCCAGAUCCCCCGCGGCAUCUCCCACCCACAGCAGUGUCAACCAAAUGUUGUGCGCAUCCCAAACUCUGGACACCGUGACGCUCACCCCUGAGGUGGUGGCCCCGCCCCCGCAGCCUCUUCCAGCCCUCUACUCGCCCAGGUCUGAGGCGCUGUAUCUCGCUGAGGAUCCCGUCUCCCCAGCUUGCGAACCAUGUGACCAACCACAAGUCCACCUCAAGUUACCAUCCAGCCUGUCGAGAUCAUCAGGCUCAGCAUCCAGUGCCUUUGAGACGUACAACCCCAGACUGAGCAACGCCCUGCAGCCCAGGGGCCAAGGAGGCAUCACAGAGGGCUUCGUCAAGGGGGCCCUUUCUGUGGCCGCAUCUGCUUAUAAAGCUCUCUUCACUGGACCAAACUGUCCUGUACAGCGAGGCAUCGACCCCGCCACCCGGCAGGACCCCUCCAUGAUGGCCAUGCUGCUGGAGAUGGGCUUCAGAGACCAGCGGCUCAACGAGAAGCUGCUGAGGAAGCACAGCUACAGCCUCCAGCACGCCGUCAACGACCUGGUGCAGAUGUCCGAGGAGAACCAGAACCAAGCCGUGGACGCCCUGCACUGACGGCGUCACUGAAAACCCAACGCGCCUCUCAAAGCUUGACGUGUAUUAUAUAACCUGUAAAGCUUUCAACCUUUCUUGUGUUCGGUUUAAUUUUCUUUAUGACAUAAUGGGAUCAACACUACAACUAUAUUACCAAAAGGUAGAUCAAAUCAGAGCGUUUAUUUCUUGAUUAGCAUUUAUAAAAUCCUCUUUAGUUUAGCUUCAAUGAAAAUAUACACUGAAAUAAGUGGUGGGUAAGCUCAGCUUGGCCGCCGUUCCCGUGGUGUUGGUCAGACAUUAGCAGUGUAGUGAGAAGCGUUUCAGCUCUUUAUUCGUCUCCAUGGCUGCUGCCUCCUUAACUCUGGAAACCAGGGCUGGACGUACGUGGAGGGGUUGAAUGUUUGAAGGAGAGGUGACUGGGCAAAAGCCGCUCUGCUGUACACUGAUGCUUGUGAAGUGCGUGCAGUGACGGGAAGAAUGGAUAUUUAAAAAGUUUUCUUUGAUGUGAAAUUUGCCUAACAAUGCAAUCUAUUAUCUGUAUCAAAGUACUGUUUUUUUUCUUUUAGACAUGUGGAAUGUAUAACAAACUGUCAGAGAGGAUCAAUGAUUUUUUUUUUUUACACCUUUUUAAAGAGACGCCUGCAUGAAGGGUAGAGAUGAGCAAUGUUCUCGUGGUCUUAGCACAGUCACAGUGGAAAAAAAUGUCCGCUCUGCAUCCUCUUUUAUCUUCAGCGUCUCCUCCAGCAGAGCUGGAUCUCACGGCACAUUCCUCAACCUUUCUUUUUCUUAAUUUUUAUUUAAAGCAGACGAUCAUUAGUUUAUUGAAUGCGCACUGUUGUGUGCCUGGAUUUACGUGGAGACUUUCUUUGCGUUUUUGACUGUAUCUAAUGCUUGUCAGUUUACCAUUCUGCAGUACAUAUCCCUUCCUCAAUCUGCCAAUAAAACAUUUGCACAUGCGCCUGGAAA